Exophiala viscosa is the source of this 435-nucleotide messenger RNA. RefSeq lists its product as uncharacterized. The coding region runs from base 1 to 435 and encodes 144 amino acids. The record is from RefSeq and is a predicted model, not a curated record. The transcript is spliced from 3 exons. Lineage: Eukaryota; Fungi; Ascomycota; Eurotiomycetes; Chaetothyriales; Herpotrichiellaceae.
AUGCCUGAGUCAAGGCCAAUCUCGUAUGGGCGAGGUGGUGCCGGCAAUGUCACCACCAGAGAUCGUUCUCCUAUCCCAGGCACCCAGACCACGCCUACCUUGAAAACCCACAUAUACACCACAGGAAGGGGCGGAACCGGCAAUAUGGCCAAGAAUGACAAUCCGGACGAAGCCCGACGAGCUCAAGAUGUGGAUGUUCCCGGGAUCAUUCUGCCUGAGGGAACACAUCACACUGGUAGAGGUGGUGGUGGAAAUCUCUACACUCCAAGCGAGGAGGAACAGAGACAGGCGCGCGAGUACAACGAGAAAGUGCGAAGAGAAUCAUUUCAGCGGGACGGUUCCAUGGAGCGUAGCGGCAUCCGAGCACUGGCAGACAAGGCUAAGGGUAAAGCCAAGGAGAAUUUGACGAGCAAGCCUAUUGGGGAAGAUAAAUAG